Molecule: messenger RNA, 2561 nt
Organism: Lolium rigidum
Lineage: Eukaryota; Viridiplantae; Streptophyta; Magnoliopsida; Poales; Poaceae
Product: methylcrotonoyl-CoA carboxylase subunit alpha, mitochondrial-like
Exons: 16
Coding region: 23-2233 (736 amino acids)
Cellular component (GO): mitochondrion
Molecular function (GO): metal ion binding; methylcrotonoyl-CoA carboxylase activity; ATP binding
Source: RefSeq, a predicted model, not a curated record
UCUGCCCUGCCGCGCCGCGACGAUGGCCUCCCGCCUCCUCCGCCUCCACAGCCAUUUCCGGCGCCGCCGCCACGGCGCGAGCCCGGCUCCACCCAGGCCCCUGUCCUCCUCCUCUGCCCCGGACCCGCCGGCGGUGGACAAGGUGCUGGUGGCCAACCGGGGCGAGAUCGCGUGCCGGGUCAUGCGCACCGCGCGCCGCCUCGGCAUCCCCACCGUCGCCGUCUACAGCGACGCCGACCGCGCCGCGCUGCACGUGCGCGCCGCCGACCAGGCCGUCAGGAUCGGCCCGGCCCCCGCGCGGGAGAGCUACCUCAACGCCGCCGCCAUCGUCGACGCCGCGCUCCGCACCGGCGCAAAGGCUAUCCACCCUGGCUACGGUUUUCUUUCAGAGAGCGCUGAUUUCGCGCAGCUCUGUGAAUCCGAGGGGCUUACGUUCAUUGGGCCUCCACCAUCUGCAAUCCGAGAUAUGGGUGAUAAGAGUGCAUCAAAGAGGAUCAUGGGUGCUGCUGGCGUACCGCUUGUUCCAGGCUACCAUGGGGCUGACCAAGAUAUCGAGUUGUUAAAACUUGAGGCUGAUAAGAUUGGAUAUCCAGUUCUGAUAAAGCCUACCCAUGGUGGAGGGGGCAAGGGGAUGAGAAUAGUUCAAGGGCCUGAUGACUUCGUGGAUUCUGUACUGAGUGCUCAACGUGAAGCGGCGGCAUCAUUUGGUAUAGACACGUUGUUGAUCGAGAAGUAUAUUACUCAACCCAGACAUAUAGAAGUCCAGGUAUUUGGUGACAAACAUGGAAAUGCUAUACACCUUUACGAGAGAGACUGUAGUCUACAAAGAAGGCAUCAGAAGAUUAUCGAGGAAGCACCAGCUCCAAAUGUGACAGCAGAGUUUCGGGCUCAUAUUGGUAAAGCUGCCGUGUCUGCUGCGAAGGCAGUUGGUUACUACAGUGCUGGAACAGUGGAGUUUAUUGUGGAUACUCUUUCAGGAGAAUUCUAUUUCAUGGAGAUGAAUACUCGACUGCAGGUUGAACAUCCAGUAACAGAGAUGAUCGUUGGUCAAGAUCUUGUGGAGUGGCAAAUACGUGUUGCAAAUGGAGAACGCUUACCAUUAUCUCAGGAGCAGGUCCCGUUAAAUGGACAUGCAUUUGAAGCCCGAAUAUAUGCUGAAAAUGUUCCAAGAGGAUUUCUUCCUGCAACAGGAACUUUACAUCACUAUCAACCAGUUCCGUCUUCCACAACAGUAAGAGUUGAAACUGGAGUUGAACAAGGAGAUACUGUCAGCAUGCAUUAUGAUCCCAUGAUAGCCAAACUCGUAGUUUGGGGUGAAAGUCGCAAUGCUGCACUAGUCAAGCUAAAGAACUCCUUGUCAAACUUUCAGAUUGCAGGUUUGCCUACAAAUAUUGCUUUCCUUCAAGAACUCGCGGGCCAUAGUGCAUUUGAAAGAGGCCUAGUUGAUACACAUUUCAUUGAGCGUUACAAAAAUGAUCUUCUAAAUUCUGCUGCUAAGGCCUCGGGUGAAGCACAUGAGGCAGCUGCGGUUGGUGCAAUGUUGGCUGCAGCCUGCAUUUGCAGAAAGGAUCACAUUAUCUCUGAAGAAUCCCUUCGUGACAAGACACUUUCUGUAUGGUAUUCCCGUCCACCUUUCAGAAUGCAUCACUCGGCGAAGCGUCUAAUGGAAUUUGAGUUUGAUAAAGAACUUGAGGGGUCGAGUGAUGAGCUUCUCAAAUUGUUGAUUACAUAUAGAUCUGAUGGAAGCUACUUCAUCGAGACUGAAGAUGGCUCUUCUCCUGGCUUGGAUAUCAAAGUAGAUGAUAAGGGUGAACAGGAUUUCCGGGUUGAUAUUGGUGGUGUGCAAACAGACGUGACAUUAGCAUUUUAUUCAAAGGAUAAUAGCAAACAUAUACACAUCUGGCAUGGGAAACAUCAUCAUCAUUACAGGCAGACCAUAAGAACUGAGGAGUUACUUGAUGAUAGUUCUCAACCUAGCCAUGUUUCCGAGGGAAGGUCACAUCCAAAAGGAAGUGUUUUGGCGCCAAUGGCUGGUUUGGUUGUGAAGGUUUUGCUUAAGGAUGGGGCACAGGUGGAUGAUAAUCAGCCUGUCAUGGUUAUAGAAGCAAUGAAGAUGGAGCAUGUUGUGAAGGCGCCUCGUGCUGGUUACAUAGAAGGGCUGAAGGCCACUGCUGGACAACAAGUUUUUGACUCCAGUGUCCUUUUCACUGUUAAGGAUAAGAGCACAAACUGAUGAAACAACAAAUCAUACCCUGUCGUGACCUGUACCUUUCAAUGUACAGAUGCUUCAGAAUUCGACUCCUGCCUUUGCUGUCCAGAAAGAAGAAUAAGCAAACAAGCAGCUGGAGAUCAUCAUGUGACCAAAUAAUGCUAGCUGAUCUCCCUAGUGCAUGUAGCUAGAGCUCGCCUCUCGAUGCAUCCAUUUCCUGUAUAGCGUGUAUGUUACUUUGCAUGGUGGUUAAUGUGAGAACCCGCAUAUAUGUGUAUACCAAUUGGUCUGCCAUGCAUUGUCAAGUAGGGACAUUAUUUUUAUCGAGAAACCCACGUAUGCGUUUUACUAA